AUGUUUUCUGAUGCAGGGCCUCAGCGCCGCAGCUCAACCCCCUCUAGUUGUGUCGCUUUCUUUCCUGGUGUGUGCGUUUUUGAUUUCCAUCCCUUCGUCCCACGGGGUGGUGCGUCAGCGACCUGUGAUCAUCCCAGCUCAAUGGGGCGCUGUAAUUUUGCAACGGCUGCAGCGGCAGAGUCCCCUGCAGCCGCAGUGCCAGCAGGAGAAUCCCCCUCAGCACCAGCAGCUCGUACUGGGCUAGUAUCCUUCAGUCCAGGUUUGCCUGACAGUGUGCUGCCUCCACAAACGAUGUCUCCCCCGCAGGUCGAUCCCCAGCUUAUGGCGCCACACUCGGUGCCAUCUGUUGGCACUGCUCCGUGUGCAGCUCCGGAGGCGUCCGCCGCGUCUUGUGCUGCUGCUGGUGAGCGCUGGGAGGCAUUGUCGCGGGAUGCUGACGGGGCGUUGCAACGCGUGGUGGGUUCAUCGGGUCCACUGAGUCUGUUUGACUCUGGAACAGAGCUGCAUCCCACCCUGCGGGGUGGCAGCGAUGACUUUUACUAUAUCAACUUUCACGGAGCCUUGCAACUGAGCGCUGUCGAGGUAGCAGCAACGGCUCUUGCGGCCGCGAAGCGGUUUGUGGGCGCGCAAGAGCUCAGGCGCAAAAGGGGAAGAGGUGCCCUGGAGGCGGAAGCCGCCGACACUAGGCACUCCAUGAUAGUGGAAGCCGUAAAUGUUUCGCGCUUGCUGCGACAGUCACGCUUCGCCUCUCCCCCCUACUGGCUGAGGGAGCGCGUGGCCUUUCUUCUCCGGCGCGGCUCUCCGCCGACCUCGUUUGGGUUCAUCGUAGGGUCUCUGCUGCAGUGCCUCGUUGCUGUCGGGGCAGCCGAGGAGCAGCUGGGGGUGACGCUUGAUGCCUUCGCUGCCCGCCGCCUCAAAAAGUACCAGGAGAGCGUUGCAGAGAUGAAUGCUGCACAGCAGGCCCUCCUGCUAACGGACGGCAGCCCAGGGAACCUUCGCGAUACUCUCAAAUUCAGGCGCGGCUUUCCACUCUUCCCCUGGGGCCUGCCUGCCGACUCGCAAAGCACUCUUGCCUUCAUCAAAGAAAAGCUGAAAACCGACGAGCGGAGCCUUACCCAGCACUUUUUUGCGGCGCGAAGAGCUGCUGCCGAUGCGCACUUAGCGCUUGCGCCCUGGAGGAUUCCUCUGGAAGAAGUGCCGACUCAUGGGCCUACUCGUCGGCUGUAUGAGGGCUUCAAUUCUGCGGCCAUUGCUGCCAUCAAGCACGUCACGACUGUAGGCUGGCUAAGAUGGAGUUGUACUUCGUCUCUCCGCGCCCGCUCAUCUGCUCUCUUUGCGCGAAUGCCCACACCUGUGUAUAUAGCAGAUUUGACGCUCCACGCUUCUGCGUCUUCUUCCGCUGCCUCUUUGUGCAAAGCGGCGUUUACGUGUAUGUGGGAAGCCCCAUUGGCAGGGUCGUGGAACCGCCCUGUGAGCGUUUUCUCUUCCUUGGAGAGCGCCGCGUCCCUUCGCAAGAUCCUGGGAGCCCUGGGCCUUCCCAAAGAAGCGCUUGAGAGAGUGCACGUGGUAGGGGUAGACGGUAUUCUCCUAGGCACGGACCCGGUAGGCCACAGGCCCAGAAAAAUCGGUAACGAUCACCACGGGGAGGCACUGGCGGAUCUUCCACCCGCGCGCGAGGACUCCUCGGUGACUUGUGGGCAUCCGUUGCCCCAUGAACAGCGGGCAGACGCAGCGGGCCAACGAGGCGCGGGCGAGCUGCACGCCUCAAGUUGCUUCUCCGCCAUGACCAAUUUGGAGGCGGCGGGGGGCAACGGUAAGAGGCGGGCUGCGAUAGAGAGAAAGCUUAGCGGAGCCCUUGCUCUGUGGCAGCACCACAGAGCAAGGGGAUUCAAGGGGGUUCCCCACUUUAUCGAGGAUGACGUGGAGACACUGCAAGCUGCAGCAGAGGAUCCCAGGCUGCAGCACUUUCGCCUGUACUUCUGCGAUUGGGGGUAUUCCUCCUACGAGGACAGAUUGAAGGCACUUAUUCUUGACCGGAUUAAGAUUUUGCCGACGAUGUCACACCUCGUCUCUAUGCUCCUCCUCCCCGCGUUUCUCGCGCCGCGCCUGUGGGCGGUCGGUUCCACAACGGCUCCAAUCGAGUGGACUGAAGAAGGCAGAAUGCAAAGGUGGCUUAGACUUUCUGGCGCUCUCCAGCAGCUAAGCGGCCCAUCAGGGGCCCCCAAUGGCGCGUUUCAGGAGCGGCCGCAGGGAACCUGA
This is a messenger RNA of Cyclospora cayetanensis, 2259 nucleotides long. RefSeq lists its product as uncharacterized. The coding region runs from base 1 to 2259 and encodes 752 amino acids. The record is from RefSeq and is a predicted model, not a curated record. Lineage: Eukaryota; Apicomplexa; Conoidasida; Eucoccidiorida; Eimeriidae. The transcript has 8 exons.